AUGAAGCUCUCGCUCCUCCUCACCUCGCUGGCAGCACUAUGCCAUGCCGCGCCCUCGCUCCUCCAACCCCGCGCCUCCCUCCAGCAAGUCACAAACUACGGCUCCAACCCCACAAACACAAAAAUGUACAUCUACGUGCCAGACUCGGUCAAAUCCAACCCAGCGAUCGUAGUAGCAGUGCACCACUGCCAGGGCACCGCGCAGUCGUUCUUCGGCAGCACGCCGUACGCGUCCCUUGCGGACCAAAAAGGGUAUAUUGUGAUUUACCCUGAAUCGCCGUACUCGGGGACGUGUUUCGAUGUGUCGUCGAAAGCGACGUUGACGCAUGGAGGUGGAGGGAAUAGCAAUUCGAUUGCGAAUAUGGUUACGUAUGCGUUGCAGAAGUACGCUGCGGAUCCGAAGAGGGUGUUUUUGGUGGGUGCGAGUUCGGGAGCUAUGAUGGCGAACGUAAUGGCGGCGACAUACCCGGAGCUCUUCAAUGCAGUCAUCGCGCAUUCCGGCGUCCCAGCAGGCUGUUUCAUGAGCGCGUCCAACCAAGUCAACGCCUGGAACGGGACCUGCGCAAACGGCAAUGUCCACAACACCCCCGAAGCAUGGGCGAACGUGGUCAAGAACAUGUAUCCAGGGUACACUGGCGCGCGGCCGAGAAUGAUGAUUGUGCACGGCGGCGCUGACACAACGCUGCAAUCGAGGAAUUACAACGAGACGAUUGCGCAAUGGGCGGGUGUGUUUGGGCUUAACCCUACGGCACCGCAGCAGGUCAAGGGGAAUACGCCGCAGUCGGGGUGGACGACGUAUCUUUGGGGGACGCAGUUGAAAGGGGUUUAUGAGCCGAGGUAUGGACACAAUAUUCCGAUUAUUGCGGCGGAUGAUAUGGAGUUUUUGGGAUUGUAGGGUGAGGUUGUAGAAUAGAGUCAAUUGGUGGAUGGUAGGCCGGCAUCCUAAGACUCGGGAUUCGACUUGCUUAUAGUUUUCCUUGACGUUUGUGGCGAGUGGGUUGGAGAUAUUGACCGCCAGGCCAAGGUAUGGAAAUAUGGUGGCAGAGCUGGAAUUGGAACUCCAAAACGACAUGGAACUGUACUUGUCCGCAGUGUGACAGAUGUCCUGGAGAGUGCUCUCUCGACAGUCAUUGUAAUC
This is a messenger RNA of Periconia digitata, 1137 nucleotides long. The record is from the annotation of a GenBank genome assembly. NCBI's taxonomy places the organism in Eukaryota, Fungi, Ascomycota, Dothideomycetes, Pleosporales, Periconiaceae.